Vidua macroura (Pin-tailed whydah) is the source of this 1150-nucleotide messenger RNA. RefSeq names its product C-type lectin domain family 5 member A-like. The transcript is spliced from 7 exons. Lineage: Eukaryota; Metazoa; Chordata; Aves; Passeriformes; Viduidae. Bases 244 to 930 code for a protein of 228 amino acids. The record is from RefSeq and is a predicted model, not a curated record.
CCAACACAGGUGACCUCAGGGAGGCCAUGAACUUAUAUUUCCUCAUGUUACUGACAUAAAACCCUGUGCCAUCAAAAGAUGAAGCAGAAAUACACUUCUCUUUUCUCUAGAAGUUUCUGUGUGACCGGAAGAGUCAAGAACUUCCUCCUGAAGCUUAGAGAGGGGAGGGACCUCUGAGUUGUCCCCAGCCCAGAGUGCCACUGUCAGAACAGCCGAGGGAGGAAAGAAGAGAGUGGAACAAAAAUGGCAGAAAAUGUCCUUUAUGCUGACCUGAACUUGCCUGAACCAACCAGACCCAGAAACCUGAGGGUCCCUGAUGUCCAAGGCUCAGGUUGUACCUAUGCAGAAGUGAAAGUGAAAUCCCAAGAGACAAAUGCUGCAGCAAACUGCAAAUCAUCGGGUAAAAGUUGUUGUUCCAGAAAACAUGUUACCAUAUUGGUGGUGAUAAUCCUCCUACUGGUCCUGGCAGUAUAUUUAAUAAUCACAUAUGGUCCAACUGCAGGCAGCCAACAAGACUCAACAAGAACCAUCCCUGAAGAGGCACUAGGCUGCCCCACAUCAUGGAAGAAACAUGGGAGAAAUUGCUACUUCUUUUCUCCAGAGAAGAAACCAAAGGGCUGGGAAGCCUCUCGUGCAGAAUGCACCGCCAUGGGCUCAGACCUGGUGGUCAUUGACAGCAGAGAAGAGCUGAGUUACCUUCUCCCACAAUCAAGACAUAACUACUACUUACUUGGUCUCACAUAUUCUCAAGAGGAGCAGAAGUGGAAGUGGAUCAACAACGUGGAACACGACCCAGCCAUGUUCAGUAUAAUUGGACAUUUCUUUGAUUAUCUCUGCACGGUCAUUGGAUUUGAUGAAGUACGGUCUGCACCUUGUAAUGGAUCCAAAACAACACAAAAUAUGUGUGAAAAAGCUGCAACAAUUUCAUAAAGGCAUCAGAAGAAGAGCCAAAAACAGGAGGUCCCGGCUGAUAUGUUAUGCCCAGCUUCCUGUAGGAACCAUGGAUGGGAUGUGUCUCAUUUCUCUUUAGCUGCCCAAUCUCUGCUCCCAGGCUCUCCUGCAGCCUCUCUCCAGACUCGUGGCCAAGCUCAGCUCACCCUUCCCUGAUGGUGUCUGAGCCUGGAUGGAUCCCCUCUGGAAGAGCUGGCAC